Molecule: messenger RNA, 2755 nt
Organism: Acipenser ruthenus (sterlet)
Lineage: Eukaryota; Metazoa; Chordata; Actinopteri; Acipenseriformes; Acipenseridae
Product: TNF receptor-associated factor 1-like
Exons: 11
Coding region: 248-1939 (563 amino acids)
Biological process (GO): positive regulation of JNK cascade; regulation of apoptotic process; tumor necrosis factor-mediated signaling pathway
Cellular component (GO): plasma membrane signaling receptor complex; cytoplasmic side of plasma membrane
Molecular function (GO): zinc ion binding; ubiquitin protein ligase binding; tumor necrosis factor receptor binding
Source: RefSeq, a predicted model, not a curated record
GACUACUCAGUUUCACAACAGACAAGCAGUACUUAACACUGACACUUUAGUUAGUUAUUUUAGGGUAGACUUGCUGUAAAGAGAGUUAACGCUAACACGUCUGUCGUUGGGAGUGAGAUGUCAACGCAGUUCUAGAAACCUGGUUUGGUUGGGAAGAUAUCAGACUCGGGACCCAUCGUUUCAAAGCGGCAGCCAGACUCACUCACCUUAAUCUGCAGGUCGAUUUCAUUUAGUAUCACUCUCAGAAAUGGCAGAAGAAUCCACAGGCGGCUUGUUCAACGGGCUCUCAUCUGCGCCCGAUGAAAAUGAGUACCCCUCCGGUUUUCCACAGAGUAUUUGCGACGACGUGCCUCAUGUGAAAUACCUGUGCAGCAGCUGUAAUAAUGUCCUGAAUAAAGCGCGCCAGACGCUGUGUGGCCAUCGGUACUGCCUGGCAUGCCUUAACUGGCUCAUGCGAAAUAACAAGAAUCCAGUCUGUAAGAAAUGUAAAGAAGAUGACCCCAGCACGGUCAGUGAGGAGAGCAUUUUGACAUCAGAGCAUUUCUACAGUGAUGCUGCGAUCAACAAAGAGAUCUCUGAGUUGAAGGUGCACUGUGCUAAUCAGGGCUGCAACUGGAAAAACACACUGAAGCAUUAUGAGGACCACCAAAGUCAAUGUGAUUAUGAGCUAAUCCCGUGCAACAUUGGCUGUGGCCACAUGGUUAUUAGAAAGAUGCUGGCAAACCACCUUGAAAAGGGAUGUGCAAACAACAUGGUGGUCUGCAAGAAGUGCACUCGAAAAAUACGACAAGCAGAAUUUCAGAAACACACAUGCGAGAGCAGCCCUGUUAAGGAAAGAAAGCCAACCAAAGCAGAGACAAGAGAAAAGAAUCGGCAACUCACGAACAUGAAGAACAAGGACCUGUGUCGCUUUGCUGAAGCCGGUUGUACAUUUAAGGGGAGUAAAGAGAAAAUCAAGGAGCAUGAACAGUCCGCGCUUGUGCUUCACAUGGGGCUCCUGCUCCAGGUGUUUGACAAUAUAAAAACGUCCUUGCUCUCCGAUCUUGGCAGUGAGGAUGUAAAUGAGGCCCAGGUUUCAGGAAUGCAGGUUAAAAUGAAACGACUGGAGGACACUCUGCACUCCCUGCGGAUCCAGGGGGCCGUGGAGAUGAACGGGGAAGACCUGGAGGUGGACAGCUACACAGAGCCUUCGGUUUUCCACGGAGACCAGAAGCAAGGGCAGGAGCUGGAAGAAUGCAGGAAGAAGCUUGCCGAGCUUGAGCAAAAAAUCCAAGUGUAUGAGAAUAUCGUCACGGUUCUCAACAGAGAGGUGGAAAAAACCCAGCUGACGUUGGCUGCGUUUGAGUGUCAGAAUAGAAACGAUCAGGAGUCCAUUAAAGACUUGGAGCUUAAGGUGACGGAGCAGCAGCGUCAGCUCGCUCUGAAGGACAUUGCCAUCAAUUCCCUCUACCUGCGCAUCGCUUCUCUGGAGCAGGCCACGUUCGACGGGACAUUUAUCUGGAAAAUCUCCGAACUGAACAGAAAAAUGCAGGAAGCCGCAGCUGGAAGAGGGAGCAGCUUGUACUCUCCAGCUUUCUACACAGGCAAAUAUGGCUACAAGGUGUGCAUGAGGUUAUAUUUGAAUGGAGAUGGAGCAGGCAAAGGAACACAUAUCUCUCUGUUCUUUGUGGUUAUGAGGGGUGAAUAUGAUGCUCUUCUUCUGUGGCCUUUUAAGCACAAGGUGACCUUUUUCCUGAUGGACCAGAAUCACAGAGAGCAUGUGAUCGAUGCCUUUCGCCCCGACCUCAGCUCCACAUCGUUUCAGAGGCCAGUGAAGGAAAUGAAUGUGGCCAGUGGCUGCCCUCUCUUCUUCCCUCUCUCCAGGCUGCACUCCCCUAAACAUGCGUAUUGCAAAGACGACACUUUGUUUGUUAAGUGCAUUGUAGAUGUAACACCGUGAGCUUUUCAAGCUUGCCUGUAGCUUGCUUUGAAAUGCCAGUGUAAUUUUGCACUAUGGCUGUGUAUGUAAAGGCCCAUGGCGUGAGGUUAUCUGGGUUCAGCCAUUUGCCUUCUCUCGUGUUACUGCUUACAUAGGAAAGGGCUGCCCAGAAGGAUUGACACCCUUCUAUAUUUUCAAUGCAAAAUGCUGUAUGACAUUAUAAUUGUUAUCACUUGAGAAAUGUGGAUAUGUGGGUACAUUUACUAUUGUGUAAAACAUCUGAAUGCAAUAUGUGAAAUGAAGAACACCUUAUAUUUCAAUUGAAAACAAACUGAUAUAAACAUAUAGAGUACAUAUUGUAUAUACUAACAUGUCUUUGGUAACUGCUAAUAAUAUCAACACAAAUUGCAGUAUGUGUGUGUGUGUGUGUGUGUAUGUGUACGAAAAGCAAAAACAUUCAUAUUGGACAUAUUUUUUUAAUCACGUACUGUUCACGAGUUUUUCAUAUUUAUUAGAUUUUGAAACGGUAUGUUGACAUUGCAAUAAAUACAACUGACAAGAUCUGUUUUUUAUGUCAGUACAUUUGGGUAAACUGUAGCUAAACAAACACUGACCUUAUUUCUAGCAUGGUAAAUGUUACUGUACCGUGUAUGAAUGGACAAGUGUAGCAGAUUUCUCAAAUUGAAGAAAGCAGAGCAGUUUGUUAGGGAAUAUUUAUCCUAUCCCAUAAGGUAUAUUUGUUACAGUAUAUAUAUUUCUACAGUAGAAUAAAUACUUUAUGCAAUUAGUGUAAAAUGUUUUUCAUUUUAUUUUUAGCAAUAAAGUACAUGUGAUGUA